Molecule: messenger RNA, 2976 nt
Organism: Westerdykella ornata
Lineage: Eukaryota; Fungi; Ascomycota; Dothideomycetes; Pleosporales; Sporormiaceae
Exons: 1
Coding region: 262-2496 (744 amino acids)
Source: RefSeq, a predicted model, not a curated record
GUUGUUUGGUUCCUGGCUCUUGAUCAACACGCCUGUUCGUAACAGUAUUGAGUUGAGGUAUCCUCGCCAGUGGAGUCCAGUCCAGGCAUGGCUGGCGUGGCAGGCACGCAAACACUCUAAGCGGUCGGAUACUGGUGAGGCAGUUGUCGGGCAGGGCAGCUGCCAAAUGGCUCACUUACCUACCCGAGAGGAUGCCGCGAACGAGGCCGGAUUCGUGCCCGAUCUGGCUAGCGACCCCUGAAGCGACACCUGAUCUGGCCGAUGCAGGGAUCCGAUUCGCGCAACCCCAACCACCCGAUUCACCUUUCGACGAGCCCUGCAGAGGGGAAGUUGCCCAUACGAAAAUCGAUCCUUCGCCUCCUCUGCACCUGCCUAGAGCAUCGCAUAGCAGUUCGGAUGCUGCUGGUGAUGGCAUUAGGGUUAGGGUUGUUCCAGAGGGCGAUGGAGUUCUGCUGGGAUGCAUGGCCACCGCUAGGGUCAGCAACCUCAACCUCAACCUCAACUUCAACAUCAACCCCAACCUCAGCCUCAAGCUACCCAACAACAGCAACGUGCAUUUCUGAAAGGGCCCCACUGUCACUUGACAUGAUUGAGGAGUGCUUCUACUACCUUGCUCCCUAUGGCAUCCUCAUCUGCAAGGAACAUGCGACAGCGAUUGAGAACAUCGACAGGCACCUGCUCAAACAGCAUGGCAUAGGGUGGAGAGAGAGGAGGGAGGUGGUCGAGUACUGCCAUCUUCAUUUCCCGACCGUGGCACCCUGGGAUGUGAAGCUGCUACCAUCGCUGGAACCAUCUAUCAAGGAGCUAGGAGAUCCUCUGCCGGGCUUUCAGUGCAGAGCAGGUGACUACUGUAGCUUUAUUACCAUUAGCACUGCUAAGCUGCGGAUGCAUGUUAAGGGGGAGCAUGGGCAAGCGUGGAAAGGUGACACUGCUAGGCUGUACCACAAGGUCAAUGUGCAGACCUUUUUCCGUGCUGGCGGGCUGCAGCGGUACUUCAUUGUUCGCUCAGGAGAGAGCAGUACGCUUUCCGCCCCUCGAGAGGCAGCAGACAUCGUUCAGGAGCGGCUAGCUGAGUGGGAGGUGACAAAACGUAGGCAGGAAGAGAAGGAUCAGGUGCUUGAGGUGCAGGUGGCGAAGACGGACAAGACGGGCUGGUUCAAGCGGACAGGCUGGCUGGAGCAUCUUGCGGAAUGGAAUCUAGCCCAUCUAGCCCAUCAGAUCCGGCUGCCCGAUCGGGAGGAGGUGAGGCUACAGCGGGCUGCAGAGCUGGUCGAGCUGCUCAUAGAGAGGAGUGUUCAGGGGCUGUCGACGCUAGGGUGGGAGACGAGGCGGUGGCUACGGAGCGCGAGGCAGGAGGAGGUCGAUGUGUGGCCGAUGGCUCGACUACAGAACCCAGAGAGUCAGGCUCGCUAUGCUGGCUACAUGGUGAAGUUCGUCUGCUAUCUUCUACGCAUCAUCGCCGAUAGGGAGGUGAGGGUGGCAAUGCAGGACAGUAGCAAUGAAGAAGACAUCUCCAACAGUGACAGUUCCGAGUCCGAGAGCAUGGAAAACAGCCAUGACAGAGGCAGCAGCAGCAGCCGCAGCAGCAGCAGGAAAGAGAAGGACUGGAUGAAGGAUGCGUGUGAGCUGUUUUGCUGGACUCCGAGGCAGCGGGUGCUAGCGGUAGUGCUGUGGGAGAUGUUAGAUAUGGACAAUCAUGCCGAGCGGCACGAGGCUCAGCUCGAGGCGCUGCUCGAUGUGCUUACCUCCUUCAUCUUUGCUUCCACUGGCGACAACCCAUUCAGCAGUGGGCUGGUUCACUUUCUUGCUGUGCUCGGCAUCGACGCAGAGAUGACUCGCUUGCGUACAGCGAAGAACUACUCGUAUAUGCUCGCUGGUGUCGUGUACUGUAUACGAGUGCUGAGUGCGGAGAGGCUGCUUCCAGCUGCUUGCCGCAAAGAGCAGAUGGACGAGGACCGUGAACGUUUCUUGCAGUACAGAAAGAGAUAUCUCGCAGAUGGCUCGUACAGUCCGAUGAGCGAGGUGCUCAGCUUGCUUGCAUAUGGCAAACAUAUCGCACUUGAGGCUGGCAACUCGGGAAAUGCAUACUGGUCGAAGGACAAGAAGAUCUUCUACUUGAAUGGCCGGCCAAUCUACAUUAUCUGCUUCCGCAAGAUGGCACAGGACAUAGUUGCAGAGGCAGAGCAGAUGCUGUGGGAGGAGCUCAUGUGGGUGGCCGGGGUAGAGGAUCGGUUUACCGUUCAGCUCGAACAGCUCAUUGAUGAUGUGACAUUUACACAGCGAGGCAUGUCUUUUAUGCAGCAGCAGGACAACGGACUGAAAGACAAGCUCGAGUGGAUGCUUACCCGGGUGGAGCACACAGAGCAGGGCCGUAGGCUGCAGACGCGUGAGGGCAGAUGGAACCGGAGGCAGGUCAAGCGGUACUUGCACUGUGUGGACCGCUUUCUUGAUGCUGCUGCUUGUUUGUGUGCACAUGACAUCAGGGCAGCCAGGUAGAGGAUCGGAGAUUACAACCAUGCGGUAUCAGAACGGGCUGCUGCAGGACCGCAAUAUCUUCAUCAUGGACGGGCAGGUAAUGAUAGUGAUGCGCUAUCAUAAGUCGCAGUCGCAGUGGGACAAGCCGAAGGUAGUGCCACGGUUUCUGCCGGCACAGCUAGGGCAGGUUAUGGUCGUGUAUCUAGCAUACUUGCGGCCAUUUCAAGAGUAUCUCACGGUGCAGGUGCUUGGCGGCAGCUUCAGUGACUAUGUGUGGGCGGAUGAGCAGGGCCCAUGGAGGACAGACCGACUGACGUGAGCACUCCGGCGGGAGACAGGCAAGAGGCUGGGAGUGGAGCUGCAUACACUGGACUACCGACAUGCAGCAGUUAGCAUCGGGCGGGUAGUAGUAGGGGAGUCAUUCAGCAAAGGCUAUCAAGAUGAGGUUGGAGAGAUUGAGGAGGCUGAGGUAGAUGAUGAAGGCGAGAGCGCGCUAGAGCU